This is a messenger RNA of Dioszegia hungarica, 1485 nucleotides long. Its product is annotated as kinase-like domain-containing protein. Gene Ontology annotation, cellular component: cytosol; nucleus; cytoplasm. The record is from RefSeq and is a predicted model, not a curated record. NCBI's taxonomy places the organism in Eukaryota, Fungi, Basidiomycota, Tremellomycetes, Tremellales, Bulleribasidiaceae. Gene Ontology annotation, biological process: negative regulation of glycogen biosynthetic process; intracellular signal transduction; protein phosphorylation. The transcript is spliced from 4 exons. Bases 1 to 1485 code for a protein of 494 amino acids. Gene Ontology annotation, molecular function: protein serine/threonine kinase activity; ATP binding.
AUGGCUGGCCCCUCCAGCUUCCCUCCCCAACGCCUCCCCAAUGCCCUCGAGCUCAACUUGGGCCCCAUCAUCCCCCCUGCUACCGUCCCCGGUGGGGACACAUUCGGCUCCUUCAGCCUUCCGGCUCACCCGCACGAGAUCUCUGGCGUUUCGGAUUACUCGCAAUCAACAGAGACAUCGUCGCCAGACCCCACAAAGUCGACAAUCGCGGCCAAACACCUCGAGGGACAUCACCUCCCGGUGGAGUUCCUCACGCGGUAUACGCUCGCCGAUGAGCUCGGGUCGGGCGGGUUUGGGUUUGUCUGCUCGGCCACCAUGACCGGAAGCGGCAAUGAGAGGGGCAGGGAGGUGGCAGUCAAGUUCAUCUUCAAGGAGAGGCUAGAGAACACCAAGGAUGCUCUGGUUGAUCGGGAACCGAUGGAGAGUUGGGCGUUGAGGCAGUGCAAUCACCCAAACAUCAUUGCUUGGGUGGAUCUGUUCGAGGAUCAGAGGUUCUUCAUACUGGUCCAAGAGCUGCAUGGUGACCCCUGGUCAGAAGAUCACACUUUACAAGCACCCCAUCCAGUCCCCGAACCACACACCGACCCUGGGCGUCGGCUGUCCCUCCUACAAACUCCCGCACACCGCUCCCCCUCCCCGCUCGUCUCUCCCAUCUCCCCACUCCAGCCCUUCAGUUCUAGCCCUAACGAUUUCGCCUCGACACACCCGGACGGCUCGAUCUCGCGCCCCAGGAUGGGCAGGCGGGCGAGCCACGAUCUCUUUGAGGCGGUGGAGAGUGUGCGCUUCACGGAAGAGGAAGCCAAGUGGAUAUUCAGCCAGAUUGUGUCUGCUGUAUCGUACCUGCACCGGAGGGGAAUGUACCACCGGGACUUGAAGGACGAGAACAUCGUGAUUGACCGAUACCUCAACGUCAAGAUCAUCGACUUUGGCUCGGCAGUCAAGGAAAACACCCUCCUCGCGCCCAUCUUGUACGGCUCCUUCCGCGGUACCUACUCGUACGCCUCGGCCGAAGUCAUCAGUGGCGCAUGGUACCAUGCCGCCCCCUGCGACAUCUGGUCCAUCGGUAUCAUCCUUUCUAUCCUCCUCACCGGCGAGCAGCCCUUCCCCGACAAGACGCUCGCCCUCGCUGGAAAGUUCAAGCUCAAGCGCGCGGUCAGCGAAGGCGCACGGGACCUCCUCGAGAAGAUCUUCCGCCCCGACCCAACCAGGCGGUGGGGGAUCGAGAAGAUUGAAAGGCACAAGUGGCUCCGGAACGUCAAGCGACCGCGGGGCAUUCCGUCCCCGCCCCCUCCGGCCGCGCCGUCUACUGGGUCCACCUUCGCCACCCAGAACCUUUGGGACCGACCCAGUGGAGGUCUAUCGGGGAGCAUGGCGCCGCCCUCCGCUCCUGCGCCUGGCGCGUACCGGUUCGGUGCGCUUCCACCCCUACCGGAGCAAGCGACAUUGGGUCACGCGGGGCGUCCAUUCAAGCGGGGCUCGCUAUAA